Molecule: messenger RNA, 1347 nt
Organism: Ostreobium quekettii
Lineage: Eukaryota; Viridiplantae; Chlorophyta; Ulvophyceae; Bryopsidales; Ostreobiaceae
Source: the annotation of a GenBank genome assembly
AUGGGCGAGGACGAGGGGGCCAGCGGCAGCGGCGGCGGCAGCCCCGACGAGGGGCGCGAUGAGAGCCGCGCCGUCGAGCACCGCGGCGAGGGGUCCAGCCAGGCGGCGGAGAUCCGUGAGCUCUUCGACUUUCUGUCCGUGCGGACGGCAGCGCCCAACCAGAAGCGGCAGCCCAAGCGGAACUACACCUUCUGGGGCUCGCAGCCCGUGGCGCAGUUCGAUGACGACCCGGGAUCCACUCCGACAGAAGAUGGAUCCAUCGAGGGCGAGAAGACAGUGGAUGAAGUUCAAAAGGAGCCCUACAAGUUGCCAGCAGGAUACGAAUGGUGCACCUGCGACUUCUCUGAUGACAAGGUCGUCCAAGAGGUCUACAACCUUCUGACAACCAACUAUGUGGAAGAUGAUGACAACAUGUUCAGGUUCGACUACUCAGCUGGUUUCCUCAAGUGGGCUCUCAUGCCACCUGGGUCUCAACAAGAGUGGCUUGCUGGGGUACGUGUGUCUCACAACAAAAAACUUGUUGGGUUCAUCACGGCCAUCCCUGCGACCAUACGGGUGAAGGAACAGGUCCUGCGUAUGGUGGAGAUCAAUUUCCUGUGUGUCCACAAGAAGCUUCGAGCAAAGCGCCUUGCGCCAGUCCUGAUAAAGGAAAUCACGCGAAGGGUGAACCUCCAUGAUAUUUGGCAAGCUGCCUACACAGCAGGCGUUGUCCUGCCCACGCCAGUGGCCACAUGCCGAUACUGGCACAGGUCGCUUAAUCCCAAGAAGCUAAUUGAUGUCGGCUUCUCCAAGUUAGGGCAUCGGAUGACCAUGGCUCGAACAAUUAAGCUCUACCGGCUACCAGAGAGUCCAAGGACCCCUGGCUUUCGACAAAUGCACGAGGGAGACUCACAGGAGGUGCUCAAUCUUCUCUCUGCGUACCUGGAACAGUUCAAACUUGCACCGCAGUUGACUUUGGAGGAGGUUAAGCAUUGGUUGGUCCCUCGAGCUGACGUGAUCGACUCCUUCGUCGUCGAAGGAGCAGAUGGCACCAUCACGGACUUUGCCUCCUUCUACACCUUGCCCUCCAGCAUCCUUGGCCACCCGCAGCACAGCGUGCUCAAGGCCGCGUACAUGUACUACACCGUGCCGGGCGCCACACAGCUGCAGCAGCUCAUGACUGACGUCAUGAUCGAGGCGCGGAGGAAAGGUUAUGACGUGUUCAACGCUCUGGACGUCCUCCACAACCAGCAGUUCCUUAAGGACCUCAAGUUCGGCGAGGGGGACGGCUUCCUUAGGUACUACCUAUUCAAUUGGCGGGUGGUCGAAAAGCUGCAGCCCUCUGACGUCGGUCUCGUUCUGUUGUGA